GGCCGAGGGAACCGGCGGUCCCGUUUUCCCCCAUUCCAGAGGAGCGAGGGAGAGCGGGCUCCAUCCCCGCGAAGCUGCCGGAGGAAGCAUGAGGCCCCUGGUCUGCUGGCUGGGGCUGGCUGUGCUCCUGGGGCCCUGUCUGGCCUGUCCCGGCCCCUGCUCCUGCUCCACCAAGAAGAAUGGGCGGCUCUUGGCCGAGUGCGCCUACAAGGACCUCCAGGAGGUACCCAAGGGGCUGUCCUCCAAUGUGACCAUCCUCACCUUGUCAGCCAACAGGAUCGGCUGGUUGGGGCAGGCUUCCUUCGCCGAGGUUCCCGAAGUGCAGUCGCUGUGGUUGGGCUACAACCAGGUCGGGGUGGUGGAGCCGGGGGCUUUCUCCUUGUUACUGCACCUGAAGAACCUGGACUUGAGCCACAACAAGAUCAUGGAUUUCCCCUGGCAGGACCUCCGCAACCUCAGCGGCCUGCAGAUCCUGAAGAUGAACAACAACCGCCUGGCCGGGCUGCCCAGGGAUGCCUUCCACUCCCUGAAGGACCUGCGUUCCCUCUGGCUCAAUGACAAUGAGUUGACCACCUUGGCCGAGGGCACCUUCGAUAACCUGCCCUCCCUGUCCCAGCUUCAGAUCUUCAACAACCCCUUUAACUGCUCCUGCAAGGUCUUCUGGCUGAAGAAGUGGACUGAGAACACCUCUGUGUCCAUCACCAAGGGGGGUUCUACCCUGUGCGUGGCUCCCGGCAGGAUGAAGGGCAGGGCAGUGACAGACAUCCCCGACCACUACUGCGUUGCCCCCUCCGUGCAGCUCACCUACCUGUCCAACCUGGACAACACGGUCAUGUACGACGGCCUCACGCUGACCCUGCACUGCAGCGUGGCGGGCAGCCCUCCACCAGAGAUCAGGUGGAAGAUCCAGACCUCCAGCCGCCGCAUCGAGAUCAACGGGCCCAACGUGGCGCGGGAUGGAAACGUCAAGCAGAGCCAAGAGCACUUCUUGGUCUUCAAGAACGGCACCAUGGCCAUUCCCAACUUCAGCAAGCAGGAUGAAGGCAUCUACACCUGCCUCGCUGUCAACGACGUGGGAACACGGGAUGUCUCGGUCAACGUGGCCUUGGCUGGGUCAGAGAAUCCAGCUGAAGAUCUGCUCCGAGAUGACCCCCACGCUGGCCACCUUGGGGACCGGAGCUGCUAUAAGGGGGACGAGAUAGAUCCUUCUGGUACUGGAGAAAAGCUGGUGAUCGUUUACCACAUACCAAGGGAGUCCAAGAGCAGGGCUGGAGGAGCAGUGCCCCAGGUCCAGCUGGGGACGCUCCUGCUGGCUUUGGGCAUCGCACUCUGUUGUUAAAGGGGGGAGAAGGAAACGGUGCCACGGGGGUCCCCCUCUUUCUGUAGCAUUUAUCUUCAUGUAGUGCCAUGCCUUUGCUGAGCUUCUGGGAACUGUGGGCGGUCAGGAGUGAAAGGGGGCCAAGACUCAGGCCCAGGGUUGGUAGUUCAACCCCUCCUUAGAUGGGGGGUCAGGGCUGGGCUUUGUUAGUUGAGAGCUUCAAACAAGCUCGGGUGAUGUAGAGCAGAUCUGCAUUGUGCUGCUGCUUUCAGGGGUCCAAACCUGCCACCUCCUGACUUAUCUCCCUCCUGAGACCAAAGCAGGAUUAAAGUCCAUUGUCAACAGGGUGACCAUCACCCAUCCCCAGAGCCUACCUCCACCUGCAGCAGCAAGCUCUGACCAGGGAGGGCAUCUCUGGUCCAGCAGCACCAAAGAUGACACUCCUGCUGUGACCGGUGCCCGGGCCCUUGGCCGGCCAGGCGCAUCCUUCCUACCACCAACCUCACAUGAAGCACCAGGAAGAGCAGGACCAGUCUUAGAGUAGGGGAAUAGCAUGGACAUGGGAUCCUGGGGGCCCAGGGGACAUGGAUCUGAGGGACAGAGGUAUGGUGGUGCUUUGUAGGCAGGAGGGGUAUGGCAGGACACGCUGGAUGGGCCUGUGGGCUUGGAUCAGGCCAUUGUAUGGAGCAGAAGAAGCUGUCCCACAGGCUUCAAUCCUUCAGGAGCACAAAGGGCACCCACUGGCUGGGUGCUGGGAGCACCCAGGGUGCCUGCACCCUUCCUGCAUGUCGCAGGAUCAGGCCCUGCCGCCCUCAGUACCUUUCCCAGAUGCAGCUCAUUUCCUCCCUCCCCUUUGCCUUUCACUGCUGAAGCCUGUGGUCCAAACUGCUGGUCUGGGCUGGACCCACCGAGCUGACCUGCUCCAGCUCUGACCCCAGCAGGGAGGGAUGGAGCUCAAAGAGAUGAAAACAAUGUCCCAGCGCUCCUCUUUGAUGGCAAACCAAGCAGGGGCUGCAUGAUGGAAUGGGAGGAAGAAAGAUUGGGAAAACCCAGAUGAGAGAGACAGAAACUGAGCUGACCUAUAAGGCAUAAACAAACUCCUUAAGUGCUUUAGCAUUCCCACACGGGACAUAUAUACCAUACCCGGCUGCCUAGGGUGCUGGGGAACCCCUUGUCUCCUGGUGGGGGGGCUAAGCAUAUCCAUCUCCCCUACCCUGAGGUAUAGGUGACCCAGCUCUUGUGUCUUCUGCCAGUGCUCGCCUGCGGGAGCUGGAUGGACCCCUGCAGCCCCCUUGCCUUGUAACCAAAGCUGUAUGGACAGCAAUAAAUACUGAUUGUUGUUUUCUAAA
This is a messenger RNA of Strigops habroptila (Kakapo), 2667 nucleotides long. It is a transcript of the gene ISLR, whose product is annotated as immunoglobulin superfamily containing leucine rich repeat. Lineage: Eukaryota; Metazoa; Chordata; Aves; Psittaciformes; Psittacidae. The record is from RefSeq and is a predicted model, not a curated record. The coding region runs from base 89 to 1339 and encodes 416 amino acids. The transcript has 2 exons. Gene Ontology annotation, molecular function: protein binding.